Molecule: messenger RNA, 5645 nt
Organism: Dromiciops gliroides (monito del monte)
Lineage: Eukaryota; Metazoa; Chordata; Mammalia; Microbiotheria; Microbiotheriidae
Gene: MYORG
Product: myogenesis regulating glycosidase (putative)
Exons: 3
Coding region: 402-2534 (710 amino acids)
Biological process (GO): carbohydrate metabolic process; skeletal muscle fiber development
Molecular function (GO): hydrolase activity, hydrolyzing O-glycosyl compounds
Source: RefSeq, a predicted model, not a curated record
CCCACCCACCCCCGCCCUGGCGCGCACAGCGGGGCUAGAAAACUCCCUGGGACCCUUGGGGCGCCCGGGAGGCCGACUGUGGGCUGCAGAGGCGCCGUAAACAAGCUCCGAGCAGACGCGCGACAGCGGCCAGAGCCACUGCCUGGGAGCAAGCUCCGUCCGCCCCCGCGAUCCCUUGGCCCGGGUCCGAGAGUCGCCCGGCUUGGGGGGACGUAGCUUGAGUCAGCCCAGCCCCUGGGCUCUGGCUUAAUCUGACCCAGGAGAUGGGACCCACUCUGAAGAAUUCUGUGAGAAGGCCACCUCCUCCCACAUUUAGACACUGUGGCUCUCCAAUGGAUCUGGUUCUGUGACCCUAUGAGGAAAGUAAUACUUUUCCCCUUCCUUACCCAGCCCGAGGGGUUAUGACCCAGGAUCCCCCAAAAGGGAGACAUCGAAGGGGAAAGAGAGCUGAGGACUCUCAGGCUGCUGCCAGAGCUACCACAACCAUGUAUACCUUCCUCCCUGACAACUUUUCCCCAACCAAGGCCAAGCCAUCCAAAGAGCUAAAGCCCAUGGUGGGAUCUGUAGUCCUAGGACUCCUGCUGGUCUUGGCAGCCGUAGUUGCUUGGUGUUACUACAGCACAUCUCUCCGGAAGGCAGAGCGCCUUAGGGCUGAGCUGUUGGAACUCCGGACAGGUGGCUUCUCCAUUCGAAACCAGCAGGGGGAGCAAGUCUUCCGUCUGGCCUUCAGCUCUGGGGCUUUGGACCUGGAGUCCUGCGCCCGGGAGGGUGACAUCUUGAGUUGUUCUCGGUCCACCGCAGGCCCCCUCAAUUUCUUUAUCCAGACGGUGCGGCCCAAGGACACUGUCAUGUGCUACCGUGUGCGCUGGGAGGAGCUGACUCCAGCCCCUUCCGUGGAGCACACCAUGUUCCUGGGGGAUGUGCACUGGUAUGGUGGUGCCGAGAUGCGGACCCAACACUGGCCCAUCCAACUGGCCGGCCUCCAGGCGCCGCAGCCCUUUGUCACCAGUGAUGUGUACUCAUCUCGGGCUGCCUUUGGUGGUAUUCUUGAGCGAUACUGGCUGUCAUCCAAAGCGGUGGCCAUCAAGGUCAAUGACUCGGUGCCCUUCCACCUAGGCUGGAAUGCCACUGGGCGCUCUCUCCUGUUACAGGCCCGCUACCACAACACCUCCUACAAGCCACCUGUGGGCCGGGGGCCGCUGCCUGAGCUCAGUUACCGUGUUUGUGUGGGUUCUGAUGUGACAUCGAUCCAUAAGUACAUGGUGCGGCGUUACUUCAAUAAACCCUCCAAGGUGCCAGCCCGAGAAGCCUUUCGUGACCCAAUCUGGUCCACUUGGGCCCUCUACGGGAGAGCGGUAGACCAGGACAAGGUGCUGCGCUUUGCCGAGAAGAUCCGCAAAUACCGCUUCAACUGUAGCUACUUGGAAAUCGAUGACAUGUACAUGCCCGCCUACGGGGACUUCACCUUUGAUGAAGCCAAGUUCCCCAAUGCCACCGAGAUGUUUAGGAAGCUGCAAGAGGCUGGUUUGAGGGUCACCCUGUGGGUGCACCCCUUUGUCAACUACAACUCCUCCAGCUUUGGGGAAGGCGUGGAGCGAGGGCUUUUUGUCCGGGAGCCCACAGGGCGGUUGCCAGCCCUGGUGCGCUGGUGGAAUGGCAUUGGUGCUGUCCUGGAUUUCACCAACCCAGCUGCCCGGGAAUGGUUCCAGGGUCACCUGCGGAGACUUCGCACCCAGUACUCGAUCUCCUCCUUUAAGUUCGAUGCUGGCGAAGUGAGCUACCUGCCCCGGGAUUUCAGCACGUACCGCCCACUGGCUGAUCCCAACCUUUGGAGCCGGCGCUACACGGAGAUGGCGCUGCCUUUCUUCUCACUGGCUGAAGUGCGCGUGGGCUACCAGUCACAGAACAUCUCUUGUUUCUUCCGCCUUAUCGACCGCGACUCAGUGUGGGGCCAUGAGCUGGGUUUGCGCUCCUUGAUCCCAGCGGUGCUGACCAUCAGCAUGCUGGGUUACCCCUUUAUCCUGCCUGACCUGAUAGGCGGCAACGCAGUGCCCGGGCAUACAGUUGGCGAGGGUGGGGGGAAUGCCGGAAUACCAGAUCGUGAGCUCUAUGUGCGCUGGCUGGAGGUGGCGGCCUUCAUGCCGGCCAUGCAGUUCUCUAUCCCGCCCUGGCUUUACGACCAGGAGGUGGUAGAGAUAGCGCGGAAGUUCGCAGCCCUGAGGGCGGAGCUGGUGGCGCCUCUGCUGCUGGAGCUGGCUGGAGAGGUGACCGACACCGGCGAUCCCAUAGUGCGGCCUCUCUGGUGGAUUGCACCUGGAGAUGAAGCAGCUCAUCGAGUGGAUUCUCAGUUCCUUAUUGGGGACACGCUGCUUGUGGCCCCUGUGCUAGAACCGGGGAAGCAGGAGCGUGAUGUGUAUCUGCCCGCGGGGAAGUGGCGCAGCUACAAGGGAGAACUCUUUGUCAAGGCACCCAUCCUGCUCACUGACUACCCUGUGGAUCUGGAUGAAGUUGCCUAUUUUACCUGGGUGUCCUAACCCUGCUUCUCCUAGAAACCUCAUUGUCCAGGAACCCUGACCUCGGAACCUCCUCUCCCCCCCUCCCCUUCCCCCCAGCUUCUUAGAGAGCCUGUCCUGGUAACACCAUGGCUGUUACCCCAGACGUUUCACCACAACCCCUCUCCAAAGACUGUUCUAUCCCAUCCUCAAAUCUAGACCUUAAUGCUGACCUGGAGAGACUCUACUCCAAAAGACCUCAACCUUCCCCUCACCAAAACCUUAAUCCUGCCUCUGGACUAAAUUCUUUCUUCCCCAAACACACCUUAAAGCCAUUAACUUACCCCAUCUAUCCAUCUCCAUCUCCUCCCUCCCCAAGAGACUUUGGAAUAGGGUCCUUGGUUCUAUUCCAUCACCCAUUUCUCCUCGACAGUUCCCCAACCCCAAUAUUUUGAGGCAUUUUCUGGUUCCCCUCAUGUAAGGUUUGUCUGAAAACUUUUAGCACACACGUCUACCAUUGUUCCUCCGAGACUGGUAGAGGCGAGGGAAGAGGAAGGUCAUAAUCAUAGUCCCACCCUAUACCCUCCCCUACCCAAGAGAAAGUCAUAUGAAACUCCUUCCACAGCGAGGGUCUGCAUUCUCAUAGCCCAAGCUAGGGUCCUGCUCCCAGGAUGCAGUGUUUCCAUCUCCUAAGACCCUGGCUCCCAUUGCAUUCUGGGACUUGUAGUCUCCUUGGGUAGAAAGGCAAGAACUACCUUAUGUGCCACAAACUACCAUAGACUACUAGAACCAGAAGGAAACUUAGUGAUCAUCUAGUUUGAGAGAUUAAAAAAAAUUUAGAAACGUAUUAGAGGGGUGGAAGGUAAGGUGAGAAGACUGAAGUUAAAGUAGGGAGUCUAUUUCUAACUCCCAAGGGGAUAAGAGUUUUGUAGUCCUAGCCUUUCAGCCCGUUGUCAUACUCCUCCCCCUCCAUAUGCCCACUUUCCCAUUUUUCUAUUGGACCAUUUAAUGCUUCUUAUGAGUCACACAUGCUUGUGACCCCAAGUCAAAGACAGGACAGCAGGAGCUUGAGGGUGUCAAAGGUCAUCACCUCCUCACCCCCCCCCCCUUUUAGGUCUUCUUUGCACAUGGUUGGUCAUUAAAAGCACAAAGAUGAAAUCUGCCUGGAUUGAGAGUGGGAUGUCUCCUGUCCCUCCCUACCUUCUACUCAGUCUCCACCUCCUUGUUUCUCAUCUGGGAGUUUUCUUCUCAGAACAAACUUCUGUAGGGAAGUGGAACUGAGUUAUGGGUCUGUGAGGUGACCUCUCUUGCUCCCUUUUCCAUUAAAUAAUUCCAGCCACCACUACUUACAAUUCUGGCAGUAUUCCUCAUCUCUUCCUCACUUUGAUAUAAGUCCCUCUCCCCAUGAACUACCAUAGAUAUUAAAACUGGAACGAAUCUUAGUGGUCAUCUAGUUUGAGAGAAUUUUUUUAAAAAUAGGAAAGUAGAGGAAGGGGAGCAGGUAGGGUCAGAAGAUUGAAGUUAGAUUAGGGAGUAAAACCCUAUUUCUGACUCCCAAAGGGAUAUGGGCUUUGUGGUCCCAUCCCCAUACUCUUUUCCCUCCAUAAGAAAGAAUGUGGGGCUAACCAUCCCCAACCCUGACAAAUCUUAGGCUCAGCUAUACCCUCAUAACUGUGACCUUGAACCCCUCGUCCAUCACAUCUGGGCCUAGGCUUCAUCAUGAUUCCCAUUGAUGCCCCUCUUUGAGAACGGGCAUCCAAGUGUGUAGUCUGCCCAGUGCUGGCCUUAGUUCCCCUUCCCUUCCACUUUCCUGACCCCAAUUUAGGAAAAAGAAGGGGUGGCUGGACAUAGACUAUCAGGAGCCCUUGGGGCCAGAGGUCUCCUCAGGACAUCCUAACUGAGCUUGAAGUAUUAGAGGUUCUUGUUCCCAUGCUAUGGUCUUUACCCCUACUAUACCCCAGGGGCUGGGUUGACAAAGAGAGGACAGAAUGGAUCAUAUGUCCUAAUGCUGCACUGACCUCGCCUUCCCCAAGGCCUAUCUGUUCAACACUGCCCCAGUCAGACACACAGAUGGGUCAGGAAUGCCUUAAUGUGAGAAUUCACCCUGUGUGUAUGUGACUAUGUAUUUACAUGACUGUAAAUUUCCAUGUAUAUGUCAAUAUUUGUCUCUUUCUCUGUGUAAUUAUGGAUAUGGAUGUCUAUAGGACUAGGUAUUUGUGUGUGGCUAUCUCUUUUUGUGAUUGUCCAUGAGUCUUUUUUUUCUUCCUGUGACCAGGUAUAUAUACUUAACUGGAUAGUUCUUGUAGUGAUUGUCUCUUGAUGGGACUAGGUACAUGUGUAAAGGCUCUAUGUGACUGGGUGUGGCUGAAUAUCUGUGUAAAAACAUAAGUGUCUGGGGUAGGGGCUAGAUGUCUGUGUUAUAUCAAAGCCUGAGAUGGACUAUGUGUCUGCAUGUAUGAAAAAGUAUUGUGAAAAGGUUGAUUGGUUUGUUGGGUUUUUGGGGGGGAGGGGGGUAGGAGGGGGUCCUGAAUAUCUGUCAGUAUGUGAUUAUGCAUGUGAUUGGGUAUUUGCUUUUAUGUGAAUAUGUAUGUGUAAGAAAGGUGUCUAGCUAUCUAUGUGGGGGGAGAUGCUUGUGGCUGUGUAUUUGGGUGUCUGUGAAUGUAUUUCUGUGGCUGGAUAUGUGUAUGCAUGUGUGAAAGAAUCUCUCUGAAUGUGUAUUGUGUGGUGGAGCAUCUGUGUGUCUUUGUAAUUUUGUGACUGUGUAUGUAUAUAUGGGAGAGAGAAUCUGGCUGGGUACCUAUGUCUCUGUGGCUUAGUAUCUGUAUUUAUAGUAAUAUUUUCCAGUAGCUAGAUUUUUUUGUUUAUAUGGACCUGUGUGUAUUUGAAUGUCUUUCUCUUUGACCAGUACGUUUGUAUGCGUAGCUUUGUAUCUGUGUGUGUGUGUGUGUGUGUGUGUGUGUGAGCUAUGUAUGUGUCCAUGAGUGGCUACAUCAGCCAGUCAACAAGCAUUUACUAAACUUUUACAAGCUAAGCAUUAAGGAUGCAAAGGAAAGCAAAAAAGACUCUCUUCCUUCAAGUUCAUAUUCUUUUUUUAAAAAUUAAUUUCUUUUCUUUUCUUUUCUUUUCUUGGCAAUGAGGGUUAAGUAACUUGCC